Molecule: messenger RNA, 4364 nt
Organism: Humulus lupulus (European hop)
Lineage: Eukaryota; Viridiplantae; Streptophyta; Magnoliopsida; Rosales; Cannabaceae
Product: cullin-associated NEDD8-dissociated protein 1
Exons: 29
Coding region: 225-3881 (1218 amino acids)
Biological process (GO): SCF complex assembly; protein ubiquitination
Cellular component (GO): nucleus
Source: RefSeq, a predicted model, not a curated record
AAUAAUCCCCAGUAUUUAAAAGGGGAGUUCAACACUUCAACUCCCUCAGCCCUACACUGUUACCCAAGCCGAGAGCGAUAGAGAAGAGAGUGAGUGAACUUGUGAGCUUUCCUUACGGUGAGUUCGUCUCUGACUCCGACGCUCUCAAAUUUCUGCUUCUUAAAUUGAGAUAUUUUCAUUUGCUGAAUUUUCUGGGCAGUACGUACUUGUAUAGUUGUGCAGCUAUGGCGAGUUUGGCUUUAACCAGUAUACUGGAGAAGAUGACGGGGAAGGAUAAAGAUUACAGAUACAUGGCAACUUCUGAUCUCUUGAAUGAAUUGAACAGAGAUAAUUUCAAAGCUGAUGCUGAUUUAGAGGUAAAGUUGUCAAAUAUCAUCAUUCAGCAGCUUGACGACGUUGCUGGCGAUGUAUCUGGGUUGGCUGUGAAAUGUCUUGCCCCGUUAGUGAAGAAGGUUAGUGAAGCACGAGUUGUGGAAAUGACCAACAAACUUUGCGAGAAAUUGUUGAAUGGGAAGGAUCAACAUCGUGACAUUGCAAGCAUAGCUUUAAAGACUAUUGUUGCCGAAAUUGCUACUCAAUCUCUUGCACAAUCUAUUCUAGUGUCAAUUUUGCGACAAUUGAUUAAAGGAAUUACUGGCCCUGGUACAAGCACAGAGAUAAAAUGUGAAUGUCUUGACAUUUUAUGUGACGUCCUUCAUAAAUUUGGGAAUCUUAUGGCAACUGACCACGAGCUGCUGUUGGGGGCACUCUUGUCCCAGUUGAGUUCUAAUCAAGCCAGUGUCAGAAAAAAAACUGUUGCAUGUAUUGCAUCUCUUGCUUCAAGCUUGUCAGAUGAUUUGUUAGCAAAGGCAACAGUUCAAGUUGUUCAGAACUUGAGAAAUAAGGGCGCAAAAUCAGAAAUGACGCGCACAAACAUUCAGAUGAUUGGUGCUCUAAGUCGGGCUGUUGGGUAUCGGUUUGGAUCCCAUCUUUCUGACACUGUCCCUGUUCUGAUCAAUUACUGCACAAGUGCAUCAGAGAAUGAUGAGGAACUUCGUGAGUACAGCUUGCAGGCACUUGAAAGUUUUCUUCUUAGGUGCCCCAGGGAUAUUUCAUCCUACUGUGAUGAGAUUCUUCAUCUUACUCUGGACUACUUAAGUUAUGAUCCUAACUUCACUGAUAACAUGGAAGAGGAUACAGAUGACGAUAGUCUGGAAGAAGAAGAAGAUGAUGAAAGUGCAAAUGAAUAUACUGAUGAUGAAGAUGUCAGCUGGAAAGUUAGAAGAGCUGCUGCUAAAUGCUUAGCAGCAUUAAUUGUAUCUCGCCCUGAGAUGCUUGCAAAAUUGUAUGAGGAGGCCUGCCCAAAAUUGAUCGAGAGAUUCAAGGAGAGGGAGGAAAAUGUCAAGAUGGACGUAUUCAAUACAUUCAUUGAAUUGUUGCGUCAAACUGGAAAUGUUACAAAAGGGCAGAUUGACAUCAAUGAAUUAAGUCCAAGAUGGUUGCUGAAGCAAGAAGUGCCAAAGAUUAUUAAAUCUAUAAACAGGCAACUGCGCGAGAAGUCUAUUAAAACAAAAGUUGGUGCAUUCUCUGUUUUGAAAGAACUUGUUGUUGUCUUGCCAGAUUGCCUGGCAGAUCACAUUGGAUCCCUCAUUCCAGGAAUUGAAAAGGCAUUGAAUGAUAAAUCUUCUACCUCAAACUUGAAGAUAGAAGCUCUUAUUUUCACAAGAUUGGUCUUGGCUUCACAUUUUCCUUCUGUUUUCCAUCCUUAUGUCAAGGCUCUUUCUAGUCCUGUUUUAUCUGCUGUAGGUGAGCGUUAUUACAAAGUUACAGCUGAGGCAUUAAGAGUGUGUGGGGAACUCGUUCGUGUUGUUCGCCCUAACAUUGAAGGGGUUGGUUUUGACUUUAAACCUUAUGUUCGUCCACUCUAUGAUGCCAUAAUGUCACGUUUGACAAAUCAAGAUCAAGAUCAGGAGGUCAAGGAGUGUGCUAUCACUUGUAUGGGACUUGUUGUUUCAACAUUUGGUGAUAACCUGAAAGUGGAAUUACCUUCAUGCCUGCCUGUUCUUGUUGAUCGGAUGGGUAAUGAGAUAACCAGACUAACUGCUGUAAAGGCAUUUGCUGUGAUUGCUGCUUCUCCAUUGCAAAUAGACCUCUCGUGUGUUUUGGAACAAGUAAUAAGUGAACUUACUGCAUUCUUAAGAAAGGCUAAUCGGGCUUUAAGGCAGGCAACAUUAGGGACACUUAAUUCCCUAAUAGUUGCUUAUGGCGAUAAAAUUGCUUCCCCUGCAUAUGAGGUUAUUAUUGUCGAACUCUCUACUCUGAUAAGUGAUUCAGACUUGCAUAUGACGGCUCUUGCUUUGGAACUCUGCUGCACCUUGAUGUCUGACAAGAGAUCAAGUUCGGUUAUUGGUUUGGCUGUUAGAAACAAAGUUCUUCCUCAAGCAUUAACAUUGAUCAAAAGCUCAUUGCUUCAAGGGCAAGCCCUGCUGGCUCUGCAAAACUUCUUUGCUGCUUUGGUCUAUUCUGCAAACACAAGUUUUGAUGCCUUACUUGAUUCUCUUAUUUCAAGUGCUAAACCAACUCCCCAGUCUGGUGGUGUUGCAAAACAAGCUUUGUAUUCAAUAGCCCAAUGUGUGGCUGUUCUUUGCCUUGCUGCGGGUGAUCAGAAAUAUUCAUCUACAGUGAAAAUGCUUACAGAAAUUCUCAAAGAUGACAGCAGUUCCAAUUCAGCCAAGCAGCACCUUUCAUUGUUGUGUCUGGGGGAGAUUGGCAGAAGAAAGGAUAUAAGCUCUCAUCCACAUAUAGAAAACAUAGUUAUUGAGUCAUUUCAAUCACCUUUUGAAGAAAUAAAGUCUGCAGCUUCGUAUGCUCUUGGCAAUAUUGCUGUUGGUAAUCUCUCCAAGUACCUGCCGUUUAUUUUGGAUCAGAUUGACAAUCAGCAGAAGAAACAGUAUCUAUUGCUUCAUUCUUUGAAGGAGGUUAUAGUUAGGCAAUCUGUAGAUAAAUCAGACUUCCAAGAUUCUAGUGUUGAGAAGAUCCUUAAAUUACUUUUUAAUCACUGUGAAAGUGACGAGGAGGGUGUUCGCAACGUGGUAGCUGAGUGUCUGGGUAAAAUUGCUCUUAUUGAACCUGCAAAACUCGUUCCUGCACUCAAGAUCCGAACAACAAGUCCAGCUGCAUUCACUAGGGCUACAGUUGUCAUUGCGGUGAAAUAUUCAGUAGUGGAGCGGCCAGAGAAGAUAGACGAAAUUAUAUACCCUGAAAUCUCAUCGUUCUUGAUGCUUAUUAAAGAUGAUGAUCGGCAUGUUAGGCGUGCAGCUGUGUUGGCUUUGAGUACAUUUGCUCACAAUAAGCCAAACCUUAUUAAGGGGCUUCUCCCUGAAUUGUUGCCACUUCUUUAUGAUCAAACAAUUGUCAAGCAAGAAUUGAUAAGGACAGUUGAUCUUGGUCCAUUUAAGCACAUUGUGGAUGAUGGCCUUGAGUUAAGAAAGGCUGCUUUUGAAUGCGUGGACACGUUGUUGGAUAGUUGUCUAGAUCAAGUGAAUCCAUCAUCUUUCAUUGUCCCUUACCUUAGAUCUGGUCUUGAUGAUCACUAUGAUGUUAAGAUGCCUUGUCAUCUGAUUCUUUCAAAGCUUUCAGAAAAAUGCCCGUCAGCGGUACUGGCAGUUCUCGACUCCUUGGUGGACCCUCUCCAAAAAACCAUCAAUUUCAAGCCAAAGCAAGAUGCUGUCAAGCAAGAAGUAGACCGUAAUGAAGACAUGAUUCGCAGUGCCCUUAGAGCUAUUGCUUCCUUAAAUCGAAUAAGUGGUGGAGACUGCAGCCUUAAGUUCAAGAACCUUAUGAAUGAAAUAUCCAAGUCCCCACCCCUUUGGGACAAGUUCUAUUCGAUCCGAAACGAAUAAUGGCCCGCCUCUUUUGAGCACCCUCUACCGGCUGUUGCAUAGAAGUUUCACUGUAAAAAGUGAGGGAAUUUUAUUACCAAACACCACCUGUUUUGGAAUUUAGGGAACCUUAAGGCGGCGCGGUGUGUGUGCUCGUUGAUGCACCUGUAAAGCGGCUUAAAGAUUUAAAUUGAGGGUUAUAGAAAAGUGAAAUCAUGGCCAUUCUCUUGUACAGUUUCAAAAAUCAAAAUCAAAAACCAAAACCAAAACCCACAAAAUUACUAUUUUGCCCACAUCCCCAAACUCUCUUUACUUGGUUUGGGUUGAAGAAAAUGCACUGUGAGUUUGCAUUUGUUGCAAAAGUUGACUAAACAAUGUUUUGUUUGUUGAUGACAAGUAUUUCCUGUGGAUCAUAAUAGUUCAUUGAAUUUAGAAUUUUUGGAAAGUACUCAAACAUUUGGAUCAAAAUUAUUUUGAAUUUCCUAGCCGAAGAUUAUAGUUUUA